Colletes gigas is the source of this 3769-nucleotide messenger RNA. RefSeq names its product aspartate aminotransferase, cytoplasmic (gene Got1). Gene Ontology annotation, cellular component: cytosol. The transcript is spliced from 7 exons. NCBI's taxonomy places the organism in Eukaryota, Metazoa, Arthropoda, Insecta, Hymenoptera, Colletidae. Gene Ontology annotation, molecular function: L-aspartate:2-oxoglutarate transaminase activity; pyridoxal phosphate binding. Gene Ontology annotation, biological process: L-aspartate biosynthetic process. Bases 151 to 1413 code for a protein of 420 amino acids. The record is from RefSeq and is a predicted model, not a curated record.
CAAGACUGUCAAAUGUUCAGAUUGUCAUAUCAGUCGAUUGCGUAUAUGGGAAUAGAUAGGUCCUUAUAUUUAUAAUUUAUGCAAUCUGCAAUUGAUAAUCAAAACACGUCAUAUAACAUACAGCGACCAUAAGAGUUGCUGUCAUCUGGUAUGCAAACACUAUUGAAGAUGGCUUCAAGAUUCAGCGGCGUAAAAUUAGGGCCUCCGAUAGAGGUUUUUGCUCUUCAGAAAGCCUUUGUAGAAGACACUUUCGAAAAAAAAGUAAAUCUGUCCAUAGGAGCUUAUCGUACCAACGAGGGGAAACCAUGGGUGUUACCGGUCGUUCGAAAAGUAGAAAAAUCAUUGGCUGCGGACGAAUUACAAACUCACGAAUAUCUUCCUGUUUUGGGAUUGGAUGCAUUCAGUCAGGCAGCGACGACUAUGUUGCUGGGAAAAGAUUCCGCUUUGGUGGCGCAGGGCCAAGCUUUUGGUAUCCAAACGUUAUCCGGUACCGGGGGAUUGCGCGUUGCGGCUGAAUUCUUAAGUCGCAUUCUUCAUUACGAUACGUUCUAUUACAGCAGACCCACGUGGGGGAACCAUAAACUUGUGUUCCUUAACGGAGGAUUCAAGAACGCUUGCGAAUACACAUAUUGGAAUCCCAAGACUCGCAGCAUUGAUAUAAAAGGAAUGAUCAAAGAUCUUUGCGAUGCUCCGAAAAAUGCUGUAGUUAUUUUUCAUGCGUGCGCGCAUAAUCCAACCGGAUGCGAUCCAACCUCCGAACAAUGGGCCAAAAUAGCAGAUUUGAUAGAAGAGAAACACCUAUUUCCACUUUUCGAUAGCGCAUACCAGGGUUUCGCCAGCGGCGAUUUAAAUAAAGACGCUUACGCUGUAAGAUUGUUCGCCGAGCGUGGGAUAGAAUUGAUGUGCGCGCAAAGUUUCGCAAAAAACUUCGGAUUGUACAACGAAAGGGUUGGAAAUUUGGUGGUUGUUAUGUCCGAUGUAAAAUUAGCUGCAUUUACCAAGUCUCAAUUGACUUUGAUCGUUCGAGGAAUGUACAGCAAUCCACCUAACCAUGGAGCAAGAAUAGUUGCAACUGUAUUACAAAACCCAGAUCUCUAUAAAGAAUGGGAGGAUCAUAUUUGUACAAUGUCUGGUAGAAUAAAAGAAAUGCGAAAAUGUUUACACGAAAGACUGGUUCGAUUAGGAACACCAGGUUCAUGGGAUCACAUUACUCAACAAAUAGGAAUGUUCUCUUAUACAGGACUCACCGAGAGACAAGUUGAACAUUUGAUAAAUCACUAUCACAUCUACAUGUUACGAAGUGGUCGAAUAAACAUGUGCGGAAUCAAUGAAAAUAAUCUGGAUUAUGUAGCAAACGCGAUCUACGAAACUGUCGUACUAUUUCCACAAAAUGAGGAAAGCUGUACAUGUUAAUAUGGCUUCUUAAGACACGACGUAAAUCUAAAUAAGUAUACAUUGUUGAAGCUUUAGUACCGAAGGCAUUGUUGAAGUUUAGUAAUAUUUUCUAUGUAUUCAAAUUAAAUUAGAACCAUAGAAAUUCCGUAUAGUUGCUAUUUUCGUAUCUUGUUACAAAUCUUCUUUGAUUUACUAGAAUGUGUAAACUCUAUAGAUUACUUUUGGUCAAACGUUGUUUCAAUUCUCGAGAAAUUAAUACGAAUUUUUAUGUUUUGCAGAAAAUAAACCGUUUUGUUAAAAAUCGCCUUAUCUACAAAAGUACAAAAUGUCGCAAAGUAUUAUGAAUCGCCAAAUUUUAAUACGUAUGUUGAUACAAUCGCUUAUUAUUAAAAUCAUUUCAAUGGAGCUUGAACAGUUUACAGAAAAGUACGAAGCAUUUACUACAAAAGUUCACUUUGAUACCAUGUUUUUAUUAAAUCUUAAAAACAUUAGUAUUGACGUUCAAUAGCAUCAAUAGUAUUGACUGAAUAUUUUUACAAAACUUUUAAUGAUUGCAUUUACAAACCGUAGGGCAUUUUAUUCUAGAAUCUAAAUAUUUUGUUUGAAUUAGCAUUUAUUACGCACAAUCUUGUAAAUAAAUUAAACCGUUGUUUUAACCGUAAAGAAAGUUCCAGAACUGAAUGGAAGUUUUUAAAAAUAUUCAAAAAUUCAACUUUUCUAUCAGCAAACAUCUAUUUAUAAAGUAUCUUAUACUAAGUAUGAAAUUUUUAAUACUAGAUUGAUGUGCGCACGUUAAUUCUACGAAAAACUAAAAAUUAUUUAUUAUAGAACGAAUAUAAAAGUGAAAUUUCAAUUAUUUUAAUAAUAGGCGAUUAAUUUGCUAUCGAAGAUUUUUCAUUUCCGCAGACAGAAAUUUAAAUUUAAGAACUAUCGAAAUUUCCAAAUGUUAUAAGUCAUUGUUGCUGUUAGUUACUAUUUAAUAUCAUAUUCUAAGUGAAAAAUCAGUUAUGCUUUCAAGCGUUAUACAAGAAAAAAGUAAUCGCAAUAUAUGAUAAUGGUAUAUUUUUUCUAUUUAUGAGGGAAAGUUAGUUUUUUAUCAAUGUAUAUUACAAUUUUGAAGGUAUUAGACAUAGUUUCAAGUAUACUCAUUAAAUGAUCCAGUGAAUCGGAAAAGAACGAUUAUUUUAAGAAGAAUAUAUAAUUUUUUAUUUAGCAAUCUUCAAUUUUGAUUUAUUAGUUGCUUCCAAAGUAGUUUGUAAAUUGCAUUAACGCGAAGAACGUGAAUUUUUACAAUCAAAAUCAAUAUGAUAAACGUUCGAUGUAUAGUAAUCUGUAUAUCUUCCAAGUACUGCAUGGAAAAGUACAAUCAGGCAUUUUAUUUCUAUCUCUCCGAGUAUUAGUUCACUUGUACUAUAUAUUACUAAUAUUUAAAAUGUUUAUAUAUUACGUACAAAGAAAACUAUACACGUUUGUAAUGUUUACAGAAUAGCUAUAUAUAUAUAUAUAUACACACACACACACGUACAUAUUUUUAGUAAAAAAAAUUGUUGUGACAUUUAAGCUUAGAACAGUCCUUGUUCAAAAGUCUGGACCAAAUUCACAACCCUUCAAAUUUUUGUAAAAAUUACUUACAAUUUAAAACGAUCUUGUACAUACUGCCAAAGUUGACGACUUGAGCGAGCAGUGGCAAGGAUUACUUUUCUAUAUAUUUGUAUGUAAUAAAUAUGAUGCAGAAUGUCGUUUAUAUUUUAUAAAAUAAUGUAUAAUUUUGUAAAAAUCGCAAUAUAACUAAAAAAAAUAUUACCCUAGUUUUAACAUGCAUUUACGCAAGUUUUAAACUCUUGUAGGACUUAAAGAAGAGAAUUGUAUCCGAAACGAAUAUAGAAACGAUAUAAUUGUACGAACGAAUUUAAAACACACUGGACACACGAUCUUUUUACACAAAUUAAUAUUAUAUGGAAAUCACGUCUGUCAUUCGCAAUUACUCGUUUUUUUUUUUUCCUGUUAUCUGUCCCUGGUUACUCAUUCCUUCGCGAACAAAACACCUUCGACCCUUUUGCACAUAAAUUAAUAUUUAACGAAACUACAGCGCCGUGCAAGUCUUCAGUACAAAUCUCCUACACUUUAAAUACCGCAAUAGAGAUUAGAUACAUGAUACUGUAACAUUAUAGCUAAUAUUUUUAACACAGCGAAUGUUCGAAAGUAGAAUUAUAUACAAACGUAUUUGCGUUUCGGGAAAGAAAAACAAUAUUCUACAUUUUCUAUUUAGAAUUUCUUAACAGGUCAAGAUAUUAUGUAUUUGAGUUUGGAAAAAUGUAGCCAAAUUACAUUUUGUUACGAUACGGUAUAACAUAUAAUUAAACUGUAAUUGAAU